This is a messenger RNA of Aspergillus bombycis, 3693 nucleotides long. Its product is annotated as terpene cyclase/mutase family protein. The transcript is spliced from 3 exons. The record is from RefSeq and is a predicted model, not a curated record. Bases 1 to 3693 code for a protein of 1230 amino acids. Gene Ontology annotation, biological process: triterpenoid biosynthetic process. Lineage: Eukaryota; Fungi; Ascomycota; Eurotiomycetes; Eurotiales; Aspergillaceae. Gene Ontology annotation, molecular function: intramolecular transferase activity. Gene Ontology annotation, cellular component: lipid droplet.
AUGACGACUGGAUAUCGAGAGUUCGAAGAUGCCUUCAAGGAAGGAGAGCAGUUAAUUCCAGAGGUAGAGCAAACUCUACGACGUUCUAUGGACUAUACAUAUAAUGUGGUCCACUCCGAUGGGCAUUGGUGUGGGGAGAUGAGGUCAAAUGCCACCAUAACAGCCGAAUAUAUCUUUCUCCGGCAGGCUCUGGGCCUCGACCUGAAAGCUGAUGGUGCAGCCUAUGGUCGCUACCUUCUCUCUCAGCAAAACUGCGACGGCUCCUGGGGUCUAGCGCCCGAGUUUCCAGGCGAUGUCUCGACCACCACCGAAGCGUAUCUCGCGCUGAAAAUAUUAGGGGUGAGCGUAGACACCCCAGCCAUGCAACAAGCCAAAGCCUUCGUUCUCAAUGCCGGCGGGGUUGCCAAGGUUCGCGUGUUCACUCGCAUUUUCCUAGCAACCUUCGGCUUGUUCCCAUGGAAGGCAAUACCCCAGCUCCCUGUGGAGUUGAUUCUGCUCCCUGCCACUUGUCCAAUCAAUAUCUACAAGUUCGCAUCUUGGGCCCGCGGCACCAUUGCCCCUCUCUUGAUAAUCUGCCAUCAUCAGCCUGUCUACGCGCUCCCAAACGGAAUAACGGCGGAGAAUGACUAUCUAGACGAGUUAUGGCGGGCCCCCGCUAGCAAAAAUGUGCCCUACGGUCCAUCCCUCUGGGAACUGCUGUCCCAGGGCGACAUUACUGGGCUGACAUUCAGUAUCCUGGACAAGCUGCUUUAUCAACUGAACGGACUUCGCUCAUUCCCUCUGCUCCGAUCAUACGCACGGCAGCAAUGUAUGAAAUGGAUUCUGGAGCGCCAGGAGCCCACCGGCGACUGGGCCGGAAUCUUCCCGCCCAUGCAUGCCAGUGUGUAUGCGUUCAUGCUGGAAGGGUACAAACUGGACGAUCCCCCUGUCCGUCUUGGCAUCCAGGCGAUCGAGAACUUCGCCUGGGAGGAUGCAGAAGGUAAACGGGUCCAGCCUUGCGUUUCGCCCGUAUGGGAUACGACUCUGAUGUCAAUUGCCCUCUGCGAUGCCGGGUCACCCAACCAGCCGGCCGUAGAUCGCGCGAUUCAAUGGAUCCGAGACCGCCAAUUGCUUGAACCCCGCGGAGAUUGGCGUGUGUACCGGCCCCAACUUGCGCCUGGGGGGUUUAGCUUCGAGUACACAAACAGCCACUAUCCCGAUAUAGACGACACGGCAGCGAUCAUCCUUGCGCAAGUGAAACAUGACGCCAGAUCGUGUCAUUCCACGUCCGUGAUCGCCGCAGCUACAUGGAUUCUGGGCAUGCAGAACCCCGACGGAGGGUGGGCGGCCUUCGAUGUGGAGAAUGAUAAGUUAUUCCUCAACAAAAUCCCGUUCAGCGACAUGGACAGUCUAUGUGACACCUCCUGCGCAGACAUCACCGGCCGAAUCCUGGAGGCUUUCGGCCUGAUGAUUCUCCGGGCCCCAGAAAAAGGCAACGCAAGCCAGCUGUGCCAACUGUUUCCCGCAAUACGUGCAGCGUGCAGACGAGCUAUCCAAUACCUUGCCUCUACACAGGAGCCGAAUGGAUCCUGGUUCGGCCGAUGGGGGUGCAAUUACAUUUACGGGACUAGUCAUGCGCUGUGUGGUCUGGCAUACUUCUCUCAGGACGAUAAACUGGUGCUCAACUUGGCGCAACCAGCUCUGCAGUGGCUGAAGUCUCAGCAAAAUGGUGACAGCGGGUGGGGUGAGUCCUUGCUGUCGUACCAAAACUCUAAGAGAAAGGAGCAACGAUCAACGGCGUCGCAAACUGCAUGGGCGCUUAUGGGGUUACUGGCUCAUCUUCCCCCCACCGACAUCGCGAUUGAAGGUGGCAUACGAUGGCUGGUCUCUUCUCAAAGGCCGGAGCAAGGUCUUGGAUUUACCUGGCCUGAGCCAGUGUACACGGGCACUGGAUUCCCAAAUCAUUUUUACUUGGGCUAUGACUACUAUCGACAUUAUUUUCCGGUGAUGGCACUCGGCCGGUGGUAUUUGAAAGAUACUCACCCCUCCCCAGACGACACUAGUAUCGAAUCCCCCACGGAAGGUGCAGCAAUGGGUCUCUCCUCUGUCUUUGGCCGUGCACGGCCAGCAACUAUACCUACCGAUCGAAUUGUCCCUCUGCGGUACUGGGAUGAUUUGCACUAUCUACGUAGUCUUUCCCAUGACUUUACCUUCCGCUUUGACGACGUCCUUGAUGCGUCAAAACUCGAGGGCGCACUGGACCGGCUGAUGGAAAUCGGCGACUGGGGUCAAUUGGGGGCUCGUCUGCGACUGAAUGACAACGGAAAGCUCGAAUAUCACAUACCGGCCGAGUACGACAAGAGCACCCGCCCCGCAUUCGGCUUUACCACCCAAGAGUAUGGCAUAAAUAUCAAUGAACACCCGUUGGGCGCGCGGCUGCCGAAAACCGGCCAGGACCAGUCUGUCCUGUCGCCAUCCUGCGCGGAGUUUGCUCCAUUAGUCCGCCAUCCGGAUAGCCCCCGAGAGCUGGCGGACUGGAUCUAUUCCGACCGUCCGCAGCUGCAUGUCCAUGUUGCUGUCUUUCCAGAUGCCACGCUUCUGACGGUCAGCUAUCUUCACACCUUCUUUGACGCCGUCGCGCGGACCAACUUCUUCAAGGCAUGGAUAGCUGUCCUCGAAGACCGGGAGGAAGAUGUGCCGCCCUUUGUUCCUUUUGACCAGGACCCCUUGGGUAAUUUGGGCAAGGGAGUCGCUCGGGAGAACUAUGGCCACUUCCGACGGCUCGUUGCUGGACUGAGUCUUGUGCUCUUUGGGCUCCGGUACCUAUUCGAACUUUUCUGGUUCCGAAAGGAGGAAGAGCAUCCCAUCCGCGUUCCGGGACACUGCGUGGAACGGAUGAGGCAAAACGCGCAAGAGGAGCUGGCCGCCUCGACUCCGGAGGGAGCCGACGUGCCCUUCGUGAGCGAGCCUGAUGUCGUCUCCGCAUGGUGGGUGAAGACCAUGGUCACGGCCCUGAACCCUUCGCCCGGCCGUACCGUCAUGGUCAUGAGCCCCUUCAAUGUAUGGGGUCUCUUCAAGGAGUCAUUCCCGGCCGGCGCUAAGGGCUUCAUCGGCAAUGCAUUCUUCAAUUCUUACACGGUGCACAAGACGAGCGAGGUCCUCGAGGAUAAUAAUUUGGCAUCCCUGGCGCGUAAGAAUCGGCAGGCGCUCAUGGAGCACAGAACCAAGGAACAAGUCGAAGCGAUGACUGCCAUUCAGCGAGACUCAUUCAUGCAAAUUCCACCGCUUGUCGGCGAUUCGAACCUGCUCUUCAUGACCCAUACCAACCAGCACAAAGCCAGGUAUUUUGAAACCGACUUCUCGGCUGCCGUUGUUGCCCCCGGCGUGCCUCUCAGUGACAGGCCUCAUGCACUGGGCAGACCGUCUUACAUCAACGAUAUUGAGCAUUGCCGCCUGUACCCCACCCGUAAUGUCUGUAGGGUGAUUGGCAAGGAUGCUGCAGGUGACUGGUGGCUGCUGUUUAAGACGCGAUCUGAGGCAUGGCCUUCCAUCCACAGACAGUUGAUGACUUUGCUUGACAUCGACGAGGUGCAGGCAAAGGACGUCUCCGAUGCUGCAAGCAUUCCAUAUAAUGAAAGCCCGUCGGGCAAGACGUACUCCGAGGCUAUGGGAAUGCUUUUGCAAUUCCGUCUGCUCUGGAGGCUCGUAGUAUAA